AUGCGCUCCGCCGCCACUCUUUUCCUGGCGGCUGCCCUUUUUGUGGCCCGGGUCCGCGCCGACUAUGCCUUCGUCGAGUGCGCCGACCCUCUCCUCAUCACUAGCAUCCUCACUGGCGUUGUCAACAUCAUCCUCACCGCUGGCUCUGUGGCCGACUCGUACACUGGUUGCCCCACGUACUGCCAGGGUACGCAAGGUACGACUUACUCUGCCUACCAGCCUGGGCUGUUCGGUCUCUUGUCCAGCUGCUACUGCACCAACAUCCAGCCGACCUCUCUGCACGCCGUUGCUGGAAGCAACUCUGCUGGUAACUGCCCCAGUGGUACUUACCAGGUCAACUACCUCGGACCCCCUGCCAACCUUCUCGACUUCACCGGUUGCACUACUGGCGGCAUUCCCGGCUCUGGCUCUCCGGCGGCUUUUAGCACCCCCAACGCCGACCAGUGCUUCACCACCUGCCAGACUUACAAGUACCUCAUUCUGAUCCCCUCUUCCGGUCCCAACUUCAGCUGCCAGUGCGCAAACUUCCUCACUCCCGGCUCUUCGGCAACUUGCAACGUGGGCGUCCAGAACAUCUAUAACAACGCCGCUAUGGCCCCCUCCGGCGGAGCCCGCAAGCGCCGCAACCAGGAGAUGCAGAAGCGCAUUGCCGAGAAUAACUCGCCCUGCCCUCGCGACACUGAGGCGUGCCUCAUCCCCGGUUCGGACCACGCCUGGGAGUGCGUCGACACGUCAUCUGACCUCGAGAGCUGUGGCGGAUGCGUUACUGCAGUCUUCGACCAGCCCCACCGCAAUGCUACCGGCGUUGACUGCACCAUUGGCGCGGCUGUCGGUGGUGCUUCGUGCUCUCGCGGCAUCUGCAAGCAGUGGCGCUGCACCCGCGGCGUCGUCUUCACUAGAUUCCCAGCCAACGCAAACGCAUUCUUCAUGUAG
Molecule: messenger RNA, 933 nt
Organism: Cutaneotrichosporon cavernicola
Lineage: Eukaryota; Fungi; Basidiomycota; Tremellomycetes; Trichosporonales; Trichosporonaceae
Exons: 6
Coding region: 1-933 (310 amino acids)
Source: RefSeq, a predicted model, not a curated record